Messenger RNA from Daktulosphaira vitifoliae (grape phylloxera), 762 nucleotides. RefSeq lists its product as uncharacterized. The transcript has 4 exons. The record is from RefSeq and is a predicted model, not a curated record. NCBI's taxonomy places the organism in Eukaryota, Metazoa, Arthropoda, Insecta, Hemiptera, Phylloxeridae. The coding region runs from base 1 to 555 and encodes 184 amino acids.
AUGAACGUCGAACUACUAACGAAGCUUUCGGGUGAAGACAUGUCAAUGACUUUUAAAACAGAUGAAGCCAUUCACGAACCUUUUGAUGUCUGGUAUAGAUCUGGAACAAUAGUUGAUUUGUCUUGCAAACUAUCAGCUAAAAUACUUCAAGAGAAAAUUCUAGUUGCUGAUAUUAAAAGAAUCGCCAUGUGUAUAGAAUGUUCAGCAUCUAUCAACCGUCAAUUUAAUGUUUUACGUGAUUGGAUACUUUUUGAUAGUCGUGCAAGUUUGAAAGAUCAAGAUAAUGUUGGAUUUGCAUUGGAGAUAUUUGAACUGUUUAUGGAUCGAACUCGAAUAUUGCCUGAUUCUAGGGUGUAUUUAUUGACUAAAGUAAGUCAAGAUGUGUGGGAAAUAUGGGAUGGUUUUCGAUCAAAUAUCAAUGAAGAAGUUCGUGUAACAAAAAUCGGAACAGUGAUGGAAUUUAAUGUGAUAAUGAAUUAUUCAAAUCCAAAUAGACUUAAUUGGCAAAAAACUAUCAUAAAAUCAGCUGGAGUUAGGAACUAUGUGGUUGAAUAGGUAAUGCAACAGUUCUUGAUUCACAUAGUUUCAGGUAUGAUACUAGGUCACAAGUGACUCUGUUUGCUUAGCGACAGAUCAGUUCAACGAUUGGAGUCAUCAUCCUUCUCUAUGACAAUGGACUAAUCACCCGUUCCGGAGUAUCCAUGUUUAAGAAAAUUUCUCUUCGGAUAGCCUGAUAAAAGCCUUGAUAAACAAUAAAAACAA